AGAUCUAGAAUUAAGGUCAAAUCCUCCCCUUUACUGUUUAUUCAUUAUUGUGCUAGGUCACGGGCCACUUAUCAUAAUGCCGUGUGUACAAACAGCAACGUAGCGCUGGCCCCGUAACAUGUACACGUAUUUAUACGAUGAACGUGCCCUAGGAUACUUACAGGAAUUUUGCACGCACGACGAAGUGGUUGAAACUUCCUCAUAUUCCCGCAGAUUUCAGGCGUAACAUCGUUGUGAAAUGGGGACAUAGUGUAAUCAAAGACUGGAUAUCAGCUGUAUCGAUCAAGAUGUCUUCAUUUCUCAGGAAGAUCACAAAUACGCUCCUGUGCAAACGAGAGGACAUUCCUGAAAACCGGACCAUUUUUGUCAACCACAAGCACCCUCCGACCGACGAUGUUUACUUCCAGCAAAAGUUUCCAGACAACAAAAUCAUCUCUUCAAAGUACACAAUCAUCACUUUUCUACCAAAGAAUCUCUUUGAGCAGUUCAGAAGAAUCGCCAAUUUCUAUUUCCUUCUAGUUGCUGUCUUACAGUUUCUGGCCAUUGACAGCCCCGUCAGCCCAAUCACCAGCAUUCUGCCUCUGAUCUUUGUCAUAUCUGUCACAGCCAUUAAGCAGGCCUAUGAGGAUUGGUUGAGACACAAAGCCGACAAUGAAGUCAACAAACGGCCAACGCAGGUGGUACGUGACUGCCACAUCAAGGAGGUGCAGUCGCAACAAAUCAAUGUGGGAGACAUUGUGAAAGUCAUGAUGGAUGAGGAGUUGCCAUGUGACAUGGUCCUACUGUGCUCUCAGAAUGAAGACGGGGAAUGCUACGUCACAACGGCAAAUCUGGACGGAGAAACAAACCUGAAGAUCUUUCGAUCGUUGCCAGACACCGCCUUACUACAAGAUGAGGAAGGAUUAGACGCACUGUCAGCGAUGGUAGAGUGUGAGCAGCCACAGCCGGACUUGUACAAGUUUAUUGGAAGGAUGAGCUUCUAUAGCCCCAGUCAGCAACCCACAGUCAAAUCACUCAGCGCAGAAAAUGUGCUAUUGAGGGGUUCCCGAUUAAAAAACACACAUUUUGUGUACGGGGUGGCAAUUUACACCGGCAGGGAAACCAAGAUGGCCCUCAACUCAAGACAAAAAGGCCAAAAGCAUUCCUGUAUAGAGAGCUCAAUGAACAAAUACCUGGUAGCCAUGUUGAUCUGGUUGAUAGUACAGACAGGGCUAGCAACAGGCCUCAAGUACUGGACCGAUCGGCGUGAUUUCAUGGUGAAAUCGUGGUAUGUCCGUCCAGUGGCUGAAGCAUACGGAGAUCUGGUCAGCAGUGCAACGGUCAUCUUUACAGAUUUCUUGUCAUUCCUCGUUCUCUUCAACUACAUCAUUCCAAUCUCCCUCUACGUCACAAUCGAGUUACAAAAGUUUUUAGGAUCCCUGUAUUUCGGCUGGGACGUAGACAUUUACGAUCCUAAAGCAGACCUUCGUGCCAAAGCCAACACCUCAGACUUAAACGAGGAACUGGGUCAGGUGGAGUACAUGUUCACCGACAAGACCGGUACACUGACGGAGAACGACAUGCAGUUCAGAUACUGCUCGGUAGACGGCAUCAAAUACACAGAGAAGGAGGGCAAACUGGUACCCGGCAACAAAUCCAUAGCUACUCCUGAGGCGACCAGAGAGUUCCUGCUCUGCCUGGCGCUCUGCCACACUGUUCACGUCAAUAAAGACCAAGAUGGGGAUGAGGUUGAUGCACCCAACCCUAAUGAGGAUUACACGCUGUGGCAGUAUGAGGCCUCAUCGCCAGAUGAGAAGGCACUGGUUGAGGCCGCUCAAAGGUUUGGUGUGGUCCUAACUGCCUCCACUCAGGAGUACAUUGAGCUUAUGAUAGAUGGGGACCUGGUUCGAUUCCAACUGCUGCACAUCUUGGAGUUUGACCCAACCAGGAAGUGCAUGAGUGUUAUCAUAAAGAACCCCGAGGGGAAUGUGCAAGUCUUAUGCAAAGGAGCUGAAUCUACAAUCCUAGCUAGGAGUGUGUCUGGACAGAAAGAUAUCACCCUGGAUCAUGUCAACGAUUAUGCUGUGGAGGGGCUUCGGACGCUCUGCUUUGCCAAGAGGGAGCUGAGUCCUGAAGAGUAUGAAGACUUUCACCACCAGCUCCAUGAGGCAUCCACAGCCCUGGAUGGCAGGGAGGAGAAGCUUACCCAAGUGUUCAAUAACGUGGAACAGGAACUGCAUCUACUGGGUGCGACCGGUGUGGAAGACAAACUACAAGAUGGCGUCCCGGAGACCAUCGAGGCUUUGCGUACAGCUGGAAUUAAGGUCUGGGUGCUGACAGGUGACAAACAGGAAACGGCGGUCAACAUCAGUCACUCCUGUAAACACUUCAAGCCUCACAUGCAGGAGUUGAUGCUAGUCAAGCAGGCCAAUGCGCAGGAAUGCGGCGAGACAUUAUGGCGAUUCCUUGAACAAAUGAGAGCCGAACCCCAAGUGAAGUACGCGAUGGUGGUUGACGGUCCGAGUUUAUUCCACGCAUUGGAACACCACAAGGACACGCUGCGUGAUCUGUGCCUUAACUGCGUGGCUGUCUUAUGCUGCAGAAUGUCUCCACUCCAAAAAGCUGAAGUUGUCAAGCUGGUGAAGUUCUCUGACAGUCGACCAACUACCAUGGCUAUCGGCGAUGGCGCCAACGAUGUCAGUAUGAUCCAAGAAGCUCACAUUGGUCUUGGCAUCAUGGGUAAGGAGGGUCGACAGGCUGUCCGAUGUAGCGACUAUGCAUUCUCUCGCUUCAGGUUUCUUAUAAGGGUGCUCCUAGUACACGGAGCGUGGUACUACAACCGCAUUGCAAUCACUGUACAGUACUUUUUCUACAAGAAUAUUGCCUUCAUCACCGCUCAGUUUUUCUACGCCUUCUAUUCUGCCUUUUCCGAGCAAACUGUGUACGAUAGCUUCUCUCUGACACUGUUCAACAUCACCUACACCUCCCUACCCAUUCUCAUCUAUGGUAUCGUGGAGCAGCAUCUCUCCAGCGAGACGCUGGUCAAUAACCCGCGGCUCUAUCGGGAGAUGCGGCAGAACGCCAAGCUGACAUGGAUUCAGUGCAUCUACUGGCUUGUGCUGGGUACGGUUCAUGCCUUAGUCAUUUUCUACUUCUCCAUGUUGCUCUUCAAGGAUGAUGCAUCGCUGUACCAAGAUCAGAAGAGCAUGGGCAACUGGUGUUUAGGAACCAUUCUGUAUACCUGCUGUAUCCUCAUCGCUAACAUCAAGCUUGGAAUAGAGACUCGAUACUGGAAUUGGAUUGUCAUUGGUUCCAUGGCGCUCUCCAUCUUAGGCUACCCGAUACUUACCUCCAUCUACACAGCUUUCAUAUGGUACAAAGUGCUUGGUGGAUGGGAUUUCUUUGACUCGACCGACCCCUACUACGUCUUCUUCAUGUCUCUCAAGAGCUGGCCUGUCUGGUUCGGCAUUCUCCUCACCAUCGCAGCCUGUUUCCUUCCCGACUUCGUCUACAAGACCUGCCAGCUCUACUUCUUUCCAUCAGAGAGCCAGGUUGCCAAUCCAACAAAACAGCCAAGACAACAGCCAAGCAAACCGAAGCAAUGGACCCCAAAGAAGCCGGUUGAGUUCAACGGCCGUGGGAGGUUGAACCCAGCCUUCGAGGGGGAGGUCGCGACAGACGCGGUGGACGAGGGCGGCCUAAGCCUGGGCACCUACAAGCUGGCCUAUCAGAGCGAAGAGGACCAGACCUCCAAGACAACUCCAAUAACGGUUUUGUAAAGUCGAAAGCGUACCGACUCCAAAUAAUGAUUGCCAAAAUAUGCAAAUACGGCUGUCUCAGUUCAGAACAGUAUUUAUAUGUAUACUCAGUUGGUCACUAACUCAGUCAUUUAUACUCAGUCGGGGAGUCAGUCAGUCAUUCAGUCCGUGACUCCGUCAGUCAAGGGGACUGUAGGCUGGCCUAUUAGGCCCAGCAAAAGCUUUAAUUAAUACUGCAAAAAAAAAAUUUAAUUUUUUUUUACAAAACGGCUUUGCAGAAGUGAAACAGAAUUUUUUUUUUAUUGCCAAAGGUUAAGUUCUUGAGUUCUGUUUAGAAUUGUUGGAACUGUCCAUGUCAUAACUGUUAGGUUAUGCAGCCCCAAAAAACCUACUCUGAAUUUGUAGCCUAACGGGAAGAAGAAUCUGUAAAAUUUCAACAAGGACCUUCAUCUUGGCAGUAAAAUCCCACUCAAGCUGGGGUGAGGUUUGUCAAGAUUGUUCCUGAUAUCAGGUUGUUUUGUUUGGAUUUUCCUCGUAUCUGGGUUUUUUGUUAUGAAUCCCUAUUUCAAAUCUGGAAUUCCUGAGGUUUUACCUUAAAAGUAGGUUUACCUGUAAAGGUUGAUAUAAAACAAAUGAAAUGGGCAUUUUAGGGGUGUUUUAGGCAAAUUUAAACAAACAUAUACCAUAGAUCCUACGUUGCUCUGGGGCUCUCGGUGACCCUCCAAUCCUCUGCCAAUUAUUUUGUGGAUUUGUCCUUAUCUCACCCCUGCGGAAGAACUCAUCUUUAGCCCGGGGAAAUAUGCAGGUUUUGGAUUGCAGAAACUAAGUUCAUUCAAGUUUAACCGAUACUUUUUGAAGUUUAUUUACGAGACGGCUAAUAUAGAUUGGAUCAUUAAUUUCAGAAUCAAGCUCAGCCAUGCCAUCUCAGAAUCACUUGAUUUCACUGUUUUUAUCGACAAGAAAUAUUUUGUGGCAUUGGGGUACCCACGAUUAUCUCUAUUGUGGUAGAUUUGUAGAAAGUUUGGAUUGGAGUAGAAAUAACCAAAGAAAGGGACCAAAGAAUUGUAGUUUUUUUUUCGGGAAAUGUGAUUUGAUUGCAGUACUUGUGUAUGAAGAAUGGCUUUGCAGGAUUUGUUUUUAUAAAAGAGCGGAAAAUUUAUUUACUUUACCAAGAAAGAGCAUGGUCAGUUGAAUAGAUGCAAACAUUUGCAACAUAUUCAACAAAAGAAAAGUAUAGUAUUUUUAUUAUUGUGUUAUAACUCUUCAAAGUAAAAAACUGUGAUGUAUGCUUAAUGUCCAUUUUUUUUCAAAACACUUGACCCAUAAUGAAUUGAAGAAACAAGUGCCAAUCUCAUCUUUCUGUUUAGCUUUAUUGUUGAGUGUUAAGCGUGUGAUUAUUUCAAGCCUAUUUUUAACUUGGCAAGGAAUUUUGAGGCAUUUUCAUCAAGGAUUUUUCCACUAACGUAGCUUGUCCUAAGCCACAACUUUGUGCCUAAAAGUGUCACCGAAAGGCUUAUUAAAGGAUCAUUUGAUAUAAAAUAUGUGCCUUUUUGGUACUUUUAACAAAUUACCUACUCACAGUGAAUGGUAAUCAGUCAAUGCCUUAUCAGCUUUUCACCGUGUGGAAUACUUAAUUGUGUGUUGAAUUAGAUUUUAGAAUUUGUUUGUGUUUAUUUAUCAGUACUUUUUUUUCAUUUGCCUUGAUUCACUGUGCUGCUAUUCUCAAUUGAUGCUUUCAAAUUUAAUUUUGCAUUCCGUUCACGGUAAGAGCUCUUUCAGCAUGUUUUAUUUGGCGAAGCCUCUCAAAAGUGCCUGUUGAAUUCAAGAUGUUGUCUGGUAGUUUUCUUCAUCAGAAUAAGACGCAUUUGAAGGUUUUUUUGUUUAUUUUUAUAUCUUACCAACCAAAUAUCCCCCAUGUCAUUGUGUUAAACCUGUUUUAUCCUAUUGUUAACUGCUUUUGUAACAAUUUGACUUAAUUUUAUGACAAAGAUGGAAUUUCAAUGAUGUUUUUAAAGUGAAAAACACCUCAAAUUGAUUAUUUCCAGUCUAAUAAAGUUAAAAUAUGAGGCAAAAUGCAAAUAGUGCAUAGGUAUAUGGCAGAAGUUCAGUUAAAGUUGUAUGGUGUGCAA
Molecule: messenger RNA, 5866 nt
Organism: Patiria miniata (bat star)
Lineage: Eukaryota; Metazoa; Echinodermata; Asteroidea; Valvatida; Asterinidae
Product: probable phospholipid-transporting ATPase IF
Exons: 31
Coding region: 288-3758 (1156 amino acids)
Biological process (GO): phospholipid translocation
Cellular component (GO): plasma membrane; recycling endosome; trans-Golgi network
Molecular function (GO): ATP binding; ATP hydrolysis activity; ATPase-coupled intramembrane lipid carrier activity
Source: RefSeq, a predicted model, not a curated record